CAUAUAUCGAUUCGUCUUCCCCAUCUAUAAGCAUUACUGAUAGUGAAAGUGACCAAGCUGCUGCGACCCCUCCGUCUGAGAUGUUUUGCGAAGUCGAUGGGUCUCGUUACUCCGAUUGCCUCGAGUUGCCCUCGAGUGAUCCUCCUACAAGUCCAGCGCGACUUCAAUUCCAGAGCGACAAAUACGCAUACUCUAUGACUAUAUGCUCCGAUGCUCCCCCUGUAUCCACGGCGAUGCGACACUUUAUCAUGGAUUCUAUCCCUCCUAGUUCAGGACAAGACGUCCUGUUUCAAUUUCCUCGAGCCGAAAGUUUUUUUCGAUCCAUAUCAAUGCCAUCUACUCCUUUACGCCGGUAUGGCAUGUCGGCUUCUUCGCCAGGCUUUCAGCAAUUGUCUCGUGUGUAUUCGGCACCUUAUACUGAAUCCUGGGUAGAACAACAAUUGUCCUCUUCGCCUAGUCCCCUUCCAAAGAUCCCUCCUCUACCUGGCUGCGGCCUAUCACCUUCAACUCUUAAUGCUGAAGGAACACCAUUUGAUCGGCAUUUCAACUUGUCACAAUCGUGGCACAGCUCCGAUCCAGAUAUGUCUCCCAUAGCUAGAAGGAUGUCUGAUGACAAUACCACUGCGUCUCCACGUGAAAGCGGACACCUAUCUAAUCAGUCUUCUGGAGGAUCUUGUGUUCCAAGUCCGUGGUUGCUGAUGGAGAAGCUUCCUUCGUUAAAUUCCUCCGGUCAUUUUGCCUUCUCCCCAGGAUUCACUUCGAGUCCUGUCAUGCAUGUUAGCGAACGGUCUUUGUCCCCUGUGUCCUCUCUCUCUGCGCUCACCCCCCUUUCAUCUCCCGAGCGCCCCCUUAGCGGUAAUGUUUCCGGUGGCUUGUCUUACACUUCUUCACUAUGCUCGCCCACUUUUGGACAAAACUUGACCACUGCGCGACAUUCAAAAGACAACCGCGGGCUUGAUUCUACUUCUCGACGUUCGCUUCGUACUGCUAGUCGUGCGAUUCUCGUGCGGAGUCCCAAGCACCCCCUUACGGACGAUCACGAUGAGAAACAGGCUUCAUGCCGGACAAAACGCACAUGUACCUCUAGCGGCCCUACUGCUGUCGAUCUUACCUCUCAGACUCAGGAGCCCAAAUCUCUCUGCAUACCGUCACAGCGUCGCCUUCCCUCAGAGGUUUCUCGUCACCCCGAUUUUCCUUUAUUCUAUCGGCGUUAUCCUAUAAGCUCAUUUCUACAACUUGAUGCCGAGGAAGCUUCCCUUUUCAAUCGCUCCAAUCACCCUGGUGGUAUCUGUAACCCUCCACGCGAUCCACGAGAUCUGUAUACUCCCCGUUUUGUCAAAGGUAAGGGUAGGUCCAAGAUAGGACUAUGCCCGAUCUGCAUCGAAAGCCCUUUGCGCGGUGGACGGGGACAGAAAUUAUGGUUAUCAACAAAAUUCUCUGCGUUUAACUACCACAUGCAGUUUGCGCAUGGAGUGUCGGCGACGACUGGACGUCCAUUCUCACCUCCACUGUCGUACAGGACAAUUAGUCGCCACCACCCCCUCAAACUUGAGCGGUCGGAGAUUCUUGAAGGAAGGUGUCAUAAAUGCAAGAAGUGGGUCCCUGUCGAAAGUAUCAAAAAUUGCGAAGUGAAGGUCAAGGAACUGUUCUGGUGGAAACACGCUGCAACCUGCCACCAAGGAUCCCAGGUUCUAGGGGACGACGACUUCUAUGAACAAGACGAUGUGUUCCGUCGCUUAGAAGAACUCGGACUUUGAAAGUAUCGCUAUUCUCUUCUUGUUCUGGAAUAUGGACCGCGCUGGACUUUCAACUGUAUAUGUAUUGCGGUCGCUAUGUGGACAUCAUCGUAUACACGUGCUGUAUUUUGUUAUGGCUUGUAGUUAUAGUGCCGACAAGCUAGUCUGAAUGUAUUUUUUGGUCACUA
Messenger RNA from Suillus subaureus, 1924 nucleotides. RefSeq lists its product as uncharacterized. The transcript has 7 exons. The record is from RefSeq and is a predicted model, not a curated record. Lineage: Eukaryota; Fungi; Basidiomycota; Agaricomycetes; Boletales; Suillaceae. The coding region runs from base 81 to 1757 and encodes 558 amino acids.